Messenger RNA from Sus scrofa (pig), 3502 nucleotides. RefSeq names its product interferon regulatory factor 2 binding protein 1 (gene IRF2BP1). Gene Ontology annotation, molecular function: transcription corepressor activity. Lineage: Eukaryota; Metazoa; Chordata; Mammalia; Artiodactyla; Suidae. Gene Ontology annotation, cellular component: nucleus. Gene Ontology annotation, biological process: regulation of transcription by RNA polymerase II. The record is from RefSeq and is a predicted model, not a curated record.
GAGAAGGGUGGUCUAGCUCUUGUUCUCCCCAGAAACUAAGCACCCCCCACCCCCAACUUUGCCAUCCCUGCCCUCCUUCCCUUCCUCAACAUUAAUGAGCCAUACAGGGUGAGGGUCCUUUCAAUUUGGUGCUGGGAAAACAUGGAAACACCUUCCAUAAAUUGCGCGCGCGCUGGGGGGGGGGGGGGGGACUGUAAGGACAGACAGCGGGAAUCGGGAAGGCCUCCCCCAACCUUCCAGACUGCGGAAGUGCGUCAGCUUGUUGGCCCCGCAGGGCAUUUUGGGAAUUGUAGUGAAGUUGGGAGGGGGGCGGUGACACUGACGGUGUAACCCUUUGGAGACCAGAGCGCUUUGGCAGGGCUGGAACAGAAUUGGGGGCGCCCCACCACUCCCUUCAGCAGAUAAGGCAGCUGAGGCUGGCAACUUCAGUUCUCUCCUUUCUCCGGAUGUUGCUGGCUCCAAUCAGAGGCUGCCAUUCAAGAUUUGGGGCAAGAAGAAGUGCCAAGUGAACAGCCCUGCCCAACGCUUAAGUUGCCUGCUUCCCGUCCCCCUGUCCUGAAACCUUCCAAUCAAGACCCCUCCGCCCCGCCCCAGGAGCGACUGCCUCCGUAGCCAGUCAUUGGCCCACCUUUGAAGGGCGGGAAUUGAGCUUCAGAGAAGGCAAGAUUUUUGCCUAAAGCCGCACAGCAAGUCGGAACAGAAGCUGGAUGCCCGGAAGCCUGUCCACCUCCUACAAUUUUUGAGUCCGUCGUGGCGCUCGCCAUUUGUAUCACAUCCCUGUUUCCAACCCUUGUGCUCGAAAUGCUCGGAGCAAGCCAAACUCCCUGCCCCGCGGCGACGAGUGGUAAAGGUCGCGCAGCGGCGAGCCCGCGCCGUCCUCUGCUGCCUGCCGUCCCCUUUAAGAGCCGGCCCCGGCGGGACUACGUUUCCCAGAAGGCUUUGCCGGCGCGUUAUGUAACUUUCCCUGCGAAACGGCCUCUGGGGCAGAAGGAGGUGGAGGCGGCGGUGGCAGCCGUUGGAGCGGAGGUGGCGGGAGCGGCGGGAGCCCGAGGCGGCGGCGCUCGCGGCCCAUCGCGGGGCCCGAGCUGUGCGCCUCGGCCCGGAGCCCGGAGCAGGCUGGGGCGCCGACGUACCUUUGCCUGCCUUUUCGAGGAGGCGGGAGUGAGGAAAAAGGCUUAGGGCCCGGGGGGCGGGGAAGGGGGGCCGGGCCUGGAUCCGCGGGGAGGCCGAGCCAGAGGCCCGACUGUGGCUCGCGCGGUCCUGGGGACACAAAUCGAACGUCGGCAGUGCGGAUCGAACGGCGGCGGGUGGAUUGAGGGGUCCUGAAGGCGCGCGUUUGGGGGCUAUGGCGUCCGUGCAGGCGUCCCGCCGCCAGUGGUGCUACCUGUGCGACCUGCCCAAGAUGCCGUGGGCCAUGGUGUGGGACUUCAGUGAGGCCGUGUGCCGCGGCUGCGUGAACUUCGAGGGCGCAGAUCGCAUCGAGCUGCUCAUCGAUGCUGCCCGCCAGCUCAAGCGCAGCCACGUGCUCCCCGAGGGCCGCUCGCCGGGGCCCCCGGCCCUCAAGCACCCGGCCACUAAGGACCUAGCUGCCGCCGCCGCACAGGGUCCUCAGUUGCCGCCUCCACAGGCCCAGGCCCAGUCAUCGGGAGCAGGCGGCGCUGUCUCGGGCCAGGACCGCUAUGACAGGGCCACAUCAUCUGGUCGCCUCCCACUCCCCUCGCCCGCCCUGGAGUACACCUUGGGGUCGCGCCUGGCCAAUGGGCUGGGCCGCGAGGAGGCUGUGGCAGAGGGGGCGCGAAGGGCCCUGCUUGGCUCCAUGCCCGGCUUGGUGCCCCCCGGGCUGCUGGCAGCUGCGGUGUCUGGCCUGGGAAGCCGAGGCCUGACGCUGGCACCCGGCUUGAGCCCUGCCCGUCCACCCUUCGGCUCCGAUUUCGAGAAGGAGAAGCAGCAGAGGAACGCGGACUGUCUGGCAGAACUGAAUGAGGCCAUGAGGGGCCGGGCAGAGGAAUGGCAUGGGCGCCCCAAAGCUGUGCGGGAACAGCUGCUGGCGCUGUCUGCCUGCGCCCCUUUCAAUGUCCGCUUCAAAAAGGAUCACGGGCUGGUGGGUCGGGUGUUCGCCUUCGAUGCUACUGCCCGCCCGCCGGGCUACGAGUUUGAGCUGAAGCUCUUCACCGAAUACCCCUGUGGUUCUGGCAACGUGUAUGCAGGAGUCCUGGCCGUGGCUCGUCAGAUGUUUCAUGAUGCUCUGCGGGAGCCAGGCAAGGCACUGGCCUCAUCAGGCUUCAAGUACCUCGAAUAUGAACGCCGACACGGUUCAGGGGAAUGGCGCCAGCUGGGGGAGCUGCUAACCGAUGGUGUCCGCAGCUUCCGAGAGCCAGCUCCCGCCGAGGCCCUACCGCAGCAAUACCCAGAGCCAGCCCCCGCAGCUCUGUGUGGCCCACCCCCACGAGCCCCAUCCCGGAAUCUGGCUCCCACGCCGCGCCGUCGCAAGGCAUCCCCUGAACCUGAGGGUGAGGCCGCUGGGAAGAUGACCACGGAGGAGCAGCAGCAGCGACACUGGGUGGCACCCGGUGGCCCAUACUCCAAUGACACCCCUGGUGUGCCCUCACCCAUCGCCGCUCUGAAGAACGUGGCCGAAGCCCUGGGCCACUCCCCCAAGGACCCUGCCGGGGGUGGCGGCCCUGUGCGUGCAGGGGGGGCCAGCCCGGCAGCCUCUUCCACAGCCCAGCCUCCAGCCCAGCAUCGUCUAGUGGCCCGCAACGGUGAGGCAGAAGUUAGCCCCACUGCAGGGGCAGAAGCAGUUAGCGGGGGUGGUAGUGGUACUGGAGCGACCCCUGGGGCCCCCCUGUGCUGUACCCUGUGCAGGGAGCGGCUGGAAGAUACCCACUUCGUCCAGUGCCCCUCAGUGCCCGGACACAAGUUUUGCUUUCCCUGCUCACGGGAGUUCAUCAAGGCACAGGGCCCUGCUGGGGAGGUGUACUGCCCCAGUGGAGACAAGUGCCCGCUAGUGGGCUCCUCCGUCCCCUGGGCCUUCAUGCAGGGUGAGAUCGCCACCAUCCUUGCUGGAGACAUCAAGGUUAAGAAAGAACGGGACCCCUAGGCCACCACUGCCAUCAGUCUACUGCCCACCCCCACUCCCUUGCUACCUACCGCUCCUGCGGAUAAAUUAUUCCCUCCCCCACCCAGCCCAGUGCCUCCCCUCCCUGUGUACAUACCCCCUUCCUUAUCCCAGAUGGGCCCCCUGGGGUAGAUGCAUUGAGGGUGGGGGGAGAAAGCUUGUGGCUUCUGUCCGAGGGGGUGUUUGGGGGGUCCCUUGACCCCUCUAGUUUCCCUCUCCCCUCCUUGGCUUGGCUUUGCUGCUGCUUGUAGUUGGGGGGAGAGGUGCCCCCCUUCUUGAGACGGGGCCUCCUGAAAUCUCGCUCUUUAUAAACGAAGCAAAAGCAUUUUAUUGCCCCCCCACCCCCUUUUCCUCCUUCAAUAAACUGAAAGAUGGGUUUUUUCC